This is a messenger RNA of Gorilla gorilla gorilla (western lowland gorilla), 568 nucleotides long. RefSeq names its product B melanoma antigen 3-like. The coding region runs from base 1 to 459 and encodes 152 amino acids. Lineage: Eukaryota; Metazoa; Chordata; Mammalia; Primates; Hominidae. The record is from RefSeq and is a predicted model, not a curated record. The transcript is spliced from 4 exons.
AUGGGUUGUGGACACUAUCGAGUGUUACACUGCCAGGAGAAGAGGGGUCGUUUUGGGGGCGCUAUCAGGGUUACACUGCCUGCAGCAGUCUCUGGGUGUGUUGUGGGCACAAUCCGGGGGCUAAGCUUGUGGUGGAGGGGGCAGGUUUUUCUGGCAUUGUCUGCCCAGCUGCUCCAAGCCAGGCUAAUGAAGGAGGAGUCCCCUGUGGUGAGCUGGAGGUUGGGGCCUGAAGAUGGCACAGCUCUCGAUGUGCAUUUUGUAAGCGCUUUGGGGCCACUAUCAAAUGCUGUGAAGAGAAAUGUACCCAGAUGUAUCAUUAUCCUUGUGCUGCGGGAGCCGGCUCCUUUCAGGAUUUCAGUCACAUCUUCCUGCUUUGUCCAGAACACAUUGACCAAGCUCCUGAAAGAUCGAAGGAAGAUGCAAACUGUGCAGUGUGCGACAGCCCGGGAGACCUCUUAGAUCAGUUCUUUUGUAUUACUUGUGGUCAGCACUAUCAUGGAAUGUGCCUGGAUAUAGCGGUUACUCCAUUAAAACGUGCAGGUUGGCAAUGUCCUGAGUGCAAAGUGUG